Molecule: messenger RNA, 5345 nt
Organism: Bombus huntii
Lineage: Eukaryota; Metazoa; Arthropoda; Insecta; Hymenoptera; Apidae
Gene: TBPH
Product: TAR DNA-binding protein 43
Exons: 4
Coding region: 229-1632 (467 amino acids)
Biological process (GO): regulation of gene expression
Cellular component (GO): nucleoplasm
Molecular function (GO): RNA binding
Source: RefSeq, a predicted model, not a curated record
AGCACUGGCAGAGGUGGUGGCGAGAAGAGAGAAAGAGGUGCGGUGUUGCGUGACUGAUUGCGAGUCCGAGCGUGUGUGUUUGUUGUGUUGUACGAGGAACAAAUUUGUACUUCUCUUAUUUGGGAAGAAAACGAGGAAAACAAAAAAAAAAGGAAAAUAGGGAAAACCGUUUCGCUUGAUCUUUGUUUUUGGGGGAAAGAGACCGCACGUUUGGAAGAGAAAAGAAUCAUGUCGUCGUACAUCCAGGUUGCCGAGGACGAAGGCGAUGAGCCGAUUGAAUUGCCGACUGAGGACGAUAGCACACUUUUAUUGACUACCGUAACCGCCCAGUUCCCCGGGACAUGUGGCCUGAAAUAUCGGAAUCCAGAAUCUCGGACGAUGCGCGGCAUUCGUCUCGUUGACGGGCGUCUUCAUCCACCGGAAAAUGGAUGGGGCAAGGCGAUUUACUUCUGUGUUUUUCCAAAAGAGAACAAACGUAAAUCUGAUGACAAUUUGGAAAAUUCCACAGCUAAGACUAAAAGAAUGGAAACAAAGUUGCGUUGCACAGACUUGAUCGUACUUGGUUUACCAUGGAAAACAACCGAGCAGAACUUGCGAGAAUAUUUUGAAACAUUUGGCGAAGUACUCAUGGCACAAGUUAAAAAAGAUGCAAAGUCAGGACAGAGCAAAGGAUUUGGCUUUAUUAGAUUUGGAAGUUAUGAGUCUCAAUUAAGAUGUCUUGCUCAGCGACAUAUGAUUGAUGGGCGAUGGUGUGAUGUCAAGGUUCCCAAUAGUAAGGAGGGAAUGAUUCAGCAAGUACCCUGCAAGGUAUUCGUGGGACGCUGUACAGAAGACCUAACUGCUGAUGAUCUGCGCGACUAUUUCUCCAAAUAUGGCGAAGUGACGGACGUGUUCAUCCCAAAACCUUUCCGUGCAUUUUCAUUUGUUACUUUCUUAGAUCCCGAGGUAGCCCAGUCCCUAUGCGGCGAGGAUCACAUUAUUAAAGGAGUGUCUGUACACGUGUCGAAUGCCGCACCGAAGUCUGAGGGGAACAAUAAAAAUUUCAAUAAUCAAGUGAACUCGAACAUGCGUAGAGGCGCUCCAGGUCCCGUCGAGAAUAACGUGCAGGGAAACUAUCAGGGUAACCGAUACAUGGGCCACUCAGGUAACAAUAUGGGUCCAAAUGGCUGGAACAAUCCAGGGAAUCGGGGCAAUCUGGACAUGCCUAACCUUCAAGCAUUGGGUAUUACUGGGCAAAAUAAUGGCGGCGGUGGCGGUGGCGGUAUGUCAAAUCCAUUGGCGAUGGGAGGGCUGAAUUUGUCCGCGUUACCAGUCAACCCGGCUUUGGUCGCAGCUGCACUGAACCAAGCAUCUUGGGGUCUGAUCGGUAACUUGCAGAAUCAGGGAAACGAUCAGGGCUAUUCGAACCAGCCUGGCCCACCUGGUCAACCACCUUCAGGCAACAAUAGUAUUGGUAACAGUGGAAACUCUGGCUUUCUCAGUUGGAUGAAUCAAGGGGGUGGUGAUGGUAAUACUGGCAAUCCUGGAACAGGUGGUCCAGGCCCGAAUAAUCCAAACGCAUCCCAAGGUGCUUGGCAGAAUCAUCCAGGACAACGUGAUCAGAAAUCAAACACCUUUCUCAAGUACGAAUAAGCUGCGUCGAGGGUCCCAGUAUAGUGCUGGAAAGGGCGACGAAUCCGUUCCUUUGAUCCUGACACACGUUAACUACAAGUGACAAGAGUCUAGGCAAGUGUAUGUAGGUACAAAAUAAUCUUCUUCAUUUAUAUAAAGAACAGAACCAAAGCCUCUAUCUCUCAAUGGAGGAGAACGGGUUCCAUGAUUAUUCUUUCUGUAUGUUCCACUAUCUCAGACAUACAGAGAGAAAUGAUAUAUUUUCUUCCCUUUUUUCUACUUUUAUUCAAAUUCAAUUUCAUUUGAUCAUGAUGAUUAUAUAUACAUAUACAUAUAAGAUAGUGUGCUCUGUGGAGAAAAGUAACAAACAAAAUGAAAUAACACUUUCUGUCUUUUAGCACGUCACACAAGAAAAUGAUAUGUAUUUCUAACUCUACAUCUCUGUCUUUUUCUCUUUCUCACUUUCUUACUGGCUUAUGGAGAAAUUAGCACAAUAUUCCUUAAGUGCGUGUUUUAGAGAGGACGGAUAGCUUCGAUCAUCUGAACUUGCAUACUAAUUGUAUGAUCUCAUUUCAAGCGUGCGGUCUAACCAACUCAGUAUGUACAGAAUGUACUAAAAUGACAAUGAUGAGGAUGAUGAUGCUGCUGGUGAUUAUGGUAUGAUAAUGAUCGUGAUGAUGAUAUAUAUGCACAUAUAUAAUAUAUGAUGAUUGUGGAUGUGUUGUAGAAGAACAAGAACGAGAUUUAUUGUAGCGGAGUACGUAUAUGUGCUUAUGUUUAUUUAAAGUUUCGUGCCGUGUGUUUAAAUGUGUAAUUGAGAAUUAAAGGACUUAGUGCGUACACAGAGUCCAAUAGAGUUUGUAGAACAUGAGAUUAAAGAUUUUCGUCAACUGAAAAUCAUCAACUUUGAUCUUGAUCUUCUUGCUGGCGUGCCAGUGUCAUUACACAAUGUUGCAUUAAUGCCACUGGUAUACUCAUUUUAAUCGAAUCAUCAAUAUAGAUCUAUUUGAAUUUUGCAACUGUGAUUUAAUUGAGGCAAGAUACUAACGGUCAUGAGAUUAAGAAAGGUCAAUAAGAAGAUUUAGUUGAAAGACAAAUUUCAUUUUUAUUUAAGUAAUUGCAUAAUAUAUCCCCUAACAAAAUAAAUUUAGAAUUUUAUAUAAAAAGAAUAUUGAAAUCGGAGUGCAUUUACCUUAUGUUAUAAAAAUGAAGUUUAGUCUUUACUGCUUGAUUCUUUUUUAUUACUUUUUCUUUUUCUCUUCUUUUUUUCUAACUUACUUCUUCGUAGUCUUUAUUACAAGUAAAUUGUGAGUGUAUAAAUAUAUAUAUAUUCUCAAUGCUGAAUUUAUCUUCUUAAUCAAGCAGAUGAAGUUUCAAGGGGUCGUCUAUUCAUUUCUAAUGAACAAUUUUAUGUUGCAACAGCAACAUAUUUACGAUAAGUGUAAUGUUCGUUUUUCGUAUGAGAAACCGUUGGAAUGUAUGGGAAAGAAUAAGUGUGAAAUUGAAGUUGCAUACAGAUUGAUCGCAGCUACCCGAUAUUUAAAAUGCCAUUAAUUCUUUAAACGUUUUGCCUUAAAAGGAGAGAAAGAACAAACGGGAAAAAAGGAAAAAGAAAACGUUUCUAGCGCGUGUAUACACGAACGAUUUAUGUGAGAAAUGUGUUUUACAUUGGGUAUGAUAGGUGCGUAACAAAUAUUUCAUUGAUUGAUUGCGUGUGAAAGGUGGCAUUUCUAAUCUUUCCGACUUCUUAUUUUUUUCUCCUUUCAAUUCACUUUAAAGACAUAUUGCAAGCUUUUAAUAUAUUUUUCGCAAGUAAAAAAACAGAAAGUAAUAUAAGUCUGAAACAAAAUAAGCUGACAUAUUUUACAAACUGAGAGUAGAGUAUUUAUUUUCUAAAGAUCACGAUUAGAAAAAACAAUGGCAAAAAAUUCACUCGUAUUGCAUAUUUAGUAGCCAAUAAACUCUUGCGUAGAUAAACUUUUAAUGAAGAUAGAAAAAGAUAACUGCAGUUGAAUUAUUUUAUGGUAUUAACAAUACGCUGCAUUGAAAUUAAUGUAGGUGGGAUAUUUCCAGAUUAACAAUUAUGAGUACACAUUAUUAAGGGGAUAUGAAAAGGAUUUUUGUGAAAGAUACACUUGUGUUAUCAUAUCUUUUGUGCAUGAUGUUAAUUUUAGAAUGUUUCGUAUUUGACAUGCAUAUAAUUUUAUUAAUUAUCAUUGAGUAAUGCGAGUUUCAUCUUAAUAAAUAUGUAUUAUUGUUACGAGACCAUGUAAAUGUUUCUAAAUCAUUUAAGCAAAACUCUUUGAACGUGUACUCCUAAUUGUAAGAUUAAACAAAUAUUAUAUAAACGUAAACUCAUAAAUUCUAUAAGUUAGGGCUUUUAAAGGAUUUAAAGGAUUUCGAGAAGAAAAAAGUAUAUAAGUUUAUAAUCUAUGUAAUUUAAUGAAUUGUGAUUCGAUAUACUAUUUUAGAAAGCUCUAAUUUUAUCUAGAAACCUAUGUAAACUUCCAGUUGCGUAAUAUUCAGUCAGACUUGCAAUUAGCAGUACGUGUUAGCAUGAUUUGAUCAAAUAUUUGAAUAGCCUGGCUCACCGUGCUUCUUAAGAGUGUAAAGAAAAAAAAGAAACGAUUUCUUCUAUUUUAUUAAAAAAUCGUUGUUUUUUUCUUAUUUUGAUUUAACGGAUUGAGGAGAUUAUUAUUAUAAUCGACAAUUAGAUUGGAUUGUUUUACCUCACGUGUCUCUCUGUGUGUGUGUAUGGCGGUCGAAUGUAUUUGUUAAUGGUCGUCUAAGAACUACAGGCAUGAAAGUCUAAUCGAGAAGUGAUUUCUUGCUGUUUCACGAUCACGAAAGCAUAUAGAUAUUACUAUAUGUGUCUGAUGCAAAAACUUAAACAACGUGUUGAUAAUGAUGAGUGAGUACAUUGAUAAAUGUGAGGUGAGCGGUAAUUAAUUACGAAAAAACAAAAGAUGAAAAAAAAUAUUUUAUGGAUGGAACACAGUCGUUUAUUGAAUGCCUGAAUAUAUAUAUAGAUAAAUAUAUAUAUAUAAAUAUAUAUGCAUAUAUAGAUAUAUAUAUCUUUAUUGAAAUCCAGAAUGUUUAUACAUAAUGUAAAGAAAACAUUGAUGGAAAGUGCGUCGAAGUUUAUUUAUUGACGUCCUGCUGUAAAUGAUAAUCGAUAUACAAAGACUGUAGUUUAAGACAACUUUUAACAGACAUUAGAACCGUUUCUAGCUCAUUAUUAUAGCCGGCUGAUCUAUUUCAAAUCGUUCGCUAUUCACCAUGAGAAAAAUAUUUGUUUAAUUUCUUCUGUUGAACAUCUAACAUAAAUCUAAUCGUGCAAUUAAUAACGUAUAUAUUGUUCUUCGAGGGUGAAAACAAUGCUUUCCUCUCCUUAGAGAGUCAUCGCGAAGCGGAUUCUUCAUCCAUAUAUUUAUGAAUCAGUUGAAUCCAACUGUUGCUCAAAAGAUGCCUUGCGAAACGAUUUGGAAAUGAUCUACGACGAGUGUGUAAAUAAUACGUAAGGAGCAUUAAUGUCGUUCGUGGACGUUUACGAAUUUUGUUGUAGACAGUUCUCUAUUGUAAAUUAAUAAUUGAGAUUGCGUUUCAAAUGAGAAUAUUGAGAGUGAUGAUGACCGAAUAACAUCAAAGUUUUGUCAUGUGAGAAUGUUAUUUUGAUAGGUGGCAGAGAUUGAUUCUUAUUACAUAAGUUCAUUACAGGAUGAUUAAAAACUAUA